CAGGGGGCGCGCCGGGUCGCUGGCGGCGGCCGGCGGCGCAGUCAGCCCGCAGGCAGCCAUGGACAAGGACGCGCUCAAGAAGCAGAUCGAGAACAUGAAGUACCAGGCGACCAUGGAGCGUUGGCCGCUGUCGAAGAGCAUCGCAGCGAUGCGGGAGUACGUGGAGGAGAAUGAGAAGAGCGAUCCCUUGAUCCACGCGCCCGACAAGAAAAACAACCCGUGGGCGGAGAAGGGCAAGUGCGUGAUCAUGUAACCGGGCGGGGCCAGCCGUCGCGGCGGCGGCAAUGGCGGCGGCGGCGGCGGCGGCAGCGGUGG
Gryllus bimaculatus (two-spotted cricket) is the source of this 315-nucleotide messenger RNA. The record is from the annotation of a GenBank genome assembly. Lineage: Eukaryota; Metazoa; Arthropoda; Insecta; Orthoptera; Gryllidae.